Microstroma glucosiphilum is the source of this 860-nucleotide messenger RNA. Its product is annotated as histone-fold-containing protein. Gene Ontology annotation, molecular function: DNA binding; protein heterodimerization activity; structural constituent of chromatin. NCBI's taxonomy places the organism in Eukaryota, Fungi, Basidiomycota, Exobasidiomycetes, Microstromatales, Microstromataceae. Bases 44 to 496 code for a protein of 150 amino acids. Gene Ontology annotation, cellular component: nucleosome. The record is from RefSeq and is a predicted model, not a curated record. The transcript has 3 exons.
UUGCUACACCUCCUCCCCUCUUUGUCAACACCACCUCAUAGUCAUGUCUUCCAAGAAGUCUACCGGAUCCAAGGUCAUGGGCGCCGUGUCCAACGCCAUCAGCGGCGGUGGAGCAGCCGCCGACAAGAAGAGCAAGAGCAAGGCCGUGACUCAGAGCAGCAGAGCCGGUUUGCAGUUCCCCGUCGGACGUGUUCACCGACACCUCAAGCGACGAACCCAGAACAACAUCCGCAUCGGAGCCAAGGCAUCAGUCUACACUUGCGCCAUUCUGGAAUACCUCACCGCCGAGCUUCUCGAACUGGCCGGCAAUGCAUCCAAGGACUUGAGGGUCAAGAGGAUCACGCCCAGGCAUCUGCAGCUGGCUAUCCGAGGUGACGAGGAGCUGGACUCGCUGGUUAGGGCCGUCAUUGCUGGAGGUGGUGUUCUACCGCACAUCAACAAGGCUCUCAUCAAGCCCAAGAAGGCCAAGGGAGACCCAACCCCUUCCGCUGCCUAGACAGGGACUGUUUUUGUCUCGCGAUAGCUUGAAGCAAGUCGCCUCUCGUCCCCGUCCUAAUGAGCUCUUCCUAGCGUGUCAAUCUAGACCGCCCUUCGCCCUGACUACCCCGAGACGAUCCUCGGCAUCGAUCGCAACGAUGGAAGUCUUGUUGUACAGUACCCCAUCUCCGACCCCCACCUUACCAUAGCGGACGACGAUCCGCCUAAUGGCUUCGAUUUGUCCUCUCUACUGUCGUUCUUUCCCUCUCGAAUCGUAUCUCUUAUCCCCAUGCCUCUGACCACGUCUGAGAAACGACCGGCACUGCCCUCUGAUGCACAAGGGGACGAACAAGUACAGCGUUUAGUAAAGAUUAAUUGAAAGC